This is a messenger RNA of Daldinia childiae, 2397 nucleotides long. Its product is annotated as putative MFS-type transporter C18.02. Gene Ontology annotation, molecular function: catalytic activity; transmembrane transporter activity. NCBI's taxonomy places the organism in Eukaryota, Fungi, Ascomycota, Sordariomycetes, Xylariales, Hypoxylaceae. Gene Ontology annotation, biological process: transmembrane transport; nucleoside metabolic process. Bases 1 to 2397 code for a protein of 798 amino acids. The record is from RefSeq and is a predicted model, not a curated record. The transcript is spliced from 4 exons.
AUGAGAUUAUUUACCAUUGCCUGGCAGUUCCUCUCCGGGACGAAGAAGGACUCAAAAUCCAAGCCUCCUUAUCUUCUUUCGAUCCGAUCAUCUACGACUCUGAUAGUACUAACCGUGGGCUUGGCUAUCUUCACCGAUAUCUUCUACUAUGCCUUGAUUGUUCCGGUCAUCCCCUUUUCGCUCACCGUUCAAGUUGGAAUCGCUGAGGAUCAAGUGCAACACUGGACAUCGAUUCUUUUAGCUUGCUAUAGUGUAGCUUUACUCAUCGGUAGUCCCAUUGCUGGAAUAUAUGCCGAUCACACGUCGUCGCGACGAUGGCCUUUGCUGAUCGGACUAAUCGCACUUGCUGCGUCAACUCUAUUGCUAUGUUUCGGUAACUCGAUAGGCCUCCUGGUCUUGGGCCGAAUUCUUCAAGGUUUUAGUGCAUCUAUCGUCUGGAGUGUAGGAUGUGCAUUGCUCGUCGAUACUAUGAAGAGCGCGGUAGGAGUUGCUAUGGGGUACGUCGGCGUAGCGAUGAGUGUCGGACUGCUUAUUGCUCCCGUGAUCGGCGGUUCGGUCUACGCUGCAGCAGGCUAUUAUGCUGUUUACUAUAUUGCAUUUGGCGUCGUUGCGGUAGAUAUCCUACUACGACUGCUGAUGAUCGAGAAGAAGGUUGCUAAGCAAUGGAUAAAAGAGGAUGAGACGCCUAGUCCUUCAGAAGAAGGGACAGAUCAGGUCGACAUAGAGACGGGCAACUCACUCAUAACGCCAAGUAUCGAUGGCCGCACGGAUUCCAUUGAAGCAAGCGGAAUACACAAUCUUGCAGAGCCGGAUCCAAGAGAUAAGAGCCAGCUUCAAGAUAAUCAUAAUAAUGAAGAAAAACGGAUCGAAACAGCGGAUAUACUAAACCAAGACUCGGCGAUUCCCCCGGAAACUAUUAGCAUAUGGCGUACUUCUAAAAGCCUUUUGAAAUCCACGAGGCUAUUUGCCGCACUAUAUUGUCUCGUCGUCGAGUCUGGCAUCAUGAUGGGAUUUGAUGCUACAUUAGCUUUGUUCGUCCAGCGCACCUUUGGUUGGAAUUCCACAGCUGCCGGAAUUCUAUUUCUAGCAGUAUUUCUCCCGGGUUUCAUCUCACCGUUGGUUGGUUGGCUCGCGGAUAAGUAUGGUGCUAGGUGGCCGUGUUUCUUUGGGUUCUGUUUUUUAAUUCCGUUACUUGUAUGUCUACGUUUUGUCACGCAGAACACCAUUCAGCAUAAGGUACUUCUCUGCUUCUUGCUUGCCCUGUUAGGCAUCGCACUAGCAUUCGCAAAUGUUCCUCUUAUGGCCGAGAUCACCUACGUUAUCGAGGCGAAAGUCGCUAAGCAACCAGGAAUAUUUGGAGAGAAAGGUGUUUACGGACUCGGUUAUGGGCUUUUUAACGUGGCGUUUUCUCUUGGAGGAGUUGCAUGGCUAACCCCGAUGAGUACACUGUCGGCUGGAUUUGCGCCUUGCAGGAAGAGUACGAAGCCGCAUGCCGUAUGCUUGACGACGAGUUCGAAGGUCCUGAUGUGGCCAACGAAAAUGACAACAAUACCUACGUGCUUGGUCGCAUUCAUGAACAUAAUGUGGGUAAUUGGAUGUCUCCCACAUGGCCGAUAUGGUAUUAGUUCUGCUGCUACUGUUGCUAAGGAUAUGAUUCGAUCUUUUCCUUCUUUGAAAUUCGCUUUAAUGGUAGGCAUUGGCGGAGGUGCUCCAACACCAAAGAGAGACAUACGCCUUGGCGAUGUGGUUGUCAGUGUACCACAAGGUAGAUUAGGAGGUGUCAUACAGUAUGAUUUUGGGAAAAGGUUAUCAAGAGGCCGGUUCCAACAAACCGGCCAAAUGAACUCCCCCCCAGAGGUGCUAUUAGGGGCAAUUCCCGAGAUGCAGCGUCGACAUAACGACCCCAGGAAGCCAGAUAAACUGGCUGAACAUAUUAAGAUAAUGGAUGAUAUGCUUGAAUAUCAGCGCCCUGAUGAAGAUCGACUAUACCGCGCAAAUUACAAGCACCAGGGUGGAAUCACAUGCGAAAAGUGUCUAGCAGAUGGACUCGAGCAGAGACUUCCCAGGGUGGCCAAACGAGCUGUUAAUGUCCAUUACGGUAUCAUCGCAUCCGCUAACUCGGUUAUGAAGAGCUCCGAAGUAAGAGACCAACUUGCUCAAGAUCCAGAGCUUAAAGUCUUAUGCUUUGAAAUGGAAGCUGCUGGCUUAAUGAACAACUUCCCUUGUUUAGUGAUCCGAGGAAUUUGUGAUUAUUCUGAUUCGCACAAAAACGAUGAGUGGCACAAAUAUGCGGCGCUCGCAGCGGCAGCAUACGCAAGGGAAUUUCUUCAUGUGCUAAAACCUCGAAAGAUCAAAAUUCUACCAUCUUGGGCAGGGAGAUUCGAGAAUAGUACGUAG